This is a messenger RNA of Gadus chalcogrammus (walleye pollock), 7033 nucleotides long. It is a transcript of the gene pds5a, whose product is annotated as PDS5 cohesin associated factor A. The transcript has 34 exons. Gene Ontology annotation, cellular component: chromatin; nucleus. Lineage: Eukaryota; Metazoa; Chordata; Actinopteri; Gadiformes; Gadidae. The coding region runs from base 338 to 4690 and encodes 1450 amino acids. The record is from RefSeq and is a predicted model, not a curated record. Gene Ontology annotation, biological process: DNA repair; mitotic sister chromatid cohesion.
UAAACGAUUACUCCGAGAAUACCCGAAGAUUUAUGUUGUCGCUGUGUACGCCAACUAUGUUCAUUUUUUAACUAUGAGGGUGUUCAAAACGAACCGUAGGGACAAGUUGUUGGUCAGAUGAGGGCUCCGGGAGGACGGUAGCAGUAUGUGCCUGUAAACUAGCGGCGGCAGGAAGCGAUGUGUUGAAGUUGAAAAAAGACAGAAACAAGUAAAUUAGCUAAAUGCUCCUGCUGAACAAAGUGACGGUUUUGGCCAGAAACUGCACGAUUGAACCAAGAGAGGAGUUUUCUCAAUCCCAAGGCCAGUAGAAGACCGUCUGGAAUAUACACAAACAAGCAUGGAGUUUCCACCACAGCAGAAACCGGCGGGGGACGGGAAAAUUGUCUACCCACCGGGAGUAAAAGAGAUUACGGAUAAAAUCAGUAACGAUGAAAUGGUCAAACGGUUAAAGAUGGUGGUGAAGACCUACAUGGACAUGGACCAGGACUCUGAGGAGGAGAAGCAGCAGUAUCUGGACCUGGCGCUGCACCUGGCCUCAGAGUUCUUCCUCAGGAAUCCCAACAAGGACGUGCGUCUGCUGGUGGCUUGCUGCCUGGCGGACAUCUUCAGGAUCUACGCGCCGGAGGCUCCGUACACGUCCCACGACAAACUCAAGGAUAUCUUUCUGUUCAUCACCAGACAGCUCAAGGGCCUGGAAGACACCAAGAGCCCCCAGUUCAACAGAUACUUCUACCUGCUGGAGAACCUGGCUUGGGUGAAGUCAUACAACAUCUGUUUUGAGCUGGAGGACUGCAAUGAGAUCUUCAUCCAGCUUUUCAAAACACUCUUCUCAGUCAUCAAUAACAGCCAUAAUCAGAAGGUGCAGAUGCACAUGAUGGACCUGAUGAGUUCUAUCAUCACGGAGGGAGACGGCGUCACACAGGAGCUGCUGGACACCAUCCUUAUAAACCUCAUUCCUGCACACAAGAACCUGAACAAGCAGGCGUACGACCUGGCCAAGACGCUGCUGAAGAGGACCGUUCAGACCAUCGAGACCUGCAUCGCUAAUUUCUUCAACCAGGUUCUCGUGAUGGGCAAGUCGUCCGUCAGUGACCUAUCGGAGCACGUGUUUGACCUGAUCCAGGAACUGUUUGCCAUCGACCCCUUGUUGCUGACCUCCGUAAUGCCUCAGCUGGAGUUCAAACUCAAGAGCAAUGACGGUGAGGAGCGUCUAGCCGUGGUACGCUUGCUCGCUAAAUUGUUUGGGGCCAAAGACUCGGAGCUGGCCACACAGAACAGACCCCUCUGGCAAUGCUUCCUAGGACGGUUCAAUGACAUCCAUGUCCCUGUUCGUCUGGAGUGUGUCAAGUUUGCUAGCCACUGCCUCAUGAACCACCCAGACCUGGCCAAAGACCUCACAGAAUACCUGAAGGUGCGCUCACACGACCCGGAGGAAGCCAUCCGCCACGACGUCAUCGUCACCAUCAUCAACGCCGGGAAGAAGGACCUGAACCUGGUCAACGACCAGCUGCUGGGCUUCGUCCGGGAGAGGACCCUGGACAAGAGGUGGCGCGUCCGCAAGGAGGCCAUGAUGGGGCUGGCCCAGCUCUACAAGAAGUACUGCCUGCACCACGAGGCCGGCAAGGAGUGCGCCCAGAAGAUCACCUGGAUCAAGGACAAGCUGCUCCACAUCUACUACCAGAACAGCAUCGAUGACAAGUUACUAGUGGAGAAGAUCUUCGCCCAGUACAUGGUUCCCCACAGUCUGGACACGGAGGAGAAGAUGAAGUGUCUUUACUACCUGUACGCCUGCCUGGACACAAACGCCGUCAAAGCUCUGAAUGAGAUGUGGAAGUGUCAGAACAUGCUCCGGGGACUGGUCCGGGAACUGCUGGACCUCCACAAGCUGCCACCGUGUGAGGCCAAUAAUACAGGCAUGUUUGGAAAGCUGAUGACCAUUUCCAAGAACCUUCCGGACGCCGGCAAGGCCCAGGACUUCAUGAAGAGGUUCAACCAGGUGCUGGGGGAGGACGAGAAGCUGCGCAUCCAGCUGGACACUCUCAUCAGCCCCACUUGCUCCUGCAAGCAGGCCGAGAUCUGUGUGAGGGAGAUCACCCGGAAGCUGACGUUCCCCAAGCAGCCAACCAACCCCUUCCUGGAGAUGGUCAAGUUCCUGUUGGAGCGCAUUGCCCCUGUCCACAUCGACUCUGAAGCCAUCAGCGCCCUGGUAAAAUUGCUUAAUAAGUCUAUCGAGGGCACGGCCGACGACGACGAGGAGGGAGUGACGCCAGAUACCGCCAUCCGAUCCGGGCUGGAGCUGCUCAAGGUGCUGUCGUUCACCCACCCCACGGCGUUCCACUCGGCGGAGACGUACGAGUCCCUGCUGCAGUGCCUGAAGAUGGAGGACGACAAGGUGGCAGAGGCGGCCAUCCAGAUCUUCAGGAACACGGGCCAGAAGAUCGAGACGGAGCUGCAGCAGAUACGAUCGACUCUGAUCCCCGUCCUGCACCAGAAGGCCAAGCGGGGCACGCCCCACCAAGCCAAACAGGCCGUCCACUGCAUCCACGCCAUCUUCAACAACAAGGAGGUGCAGCUGGCACAGAUCUUUGAGCCUCUGUCGCGUAGUCUGAACGCAGAUGUCCCAGAGCAGCUCAUCACCCCGCUGGUCUCCCUGGGCCACAUCUCCAUGCUGGCCCCAGAUCAGUUCGCCUCCCCCAUGAAGUCCAUCGUGGCCAACUUCAUCGUCAAAGACCUGCUCAUGAACGACAGGGCGGUAACGGUGAACCUCUGCCUCCAGUCAACGGGGAACAAGAACGGGAAGCUGUGGAGCCUGGACGACGAGGUGUCGCCCGAGGUCCUGGCCAAGGUCCAGGCCAUUAAGCUUCUGGUACGCUGGUUACUGGGAAUGAAGAACAACCAGUCCAAGUCGGCCAACUCCACGCUGCGCCUGCUGUCGGCCAUGCUGGUCAGCGAGGGCGACCUCACGGAGCAGAAGAAGAUCAGUAAAUCGGACAUGUCUCGCCUGAGGCUGGCUGCAGGGGGCGCCAUCAUGAAGCUGGCCCAGGAGCCCUGCUACCACGACAUCAUCACGCCGGAGCAGUUCCAGCUGUGCGGGCUCGUCAUCAAUGACGAGUGCUACCAGGUGCGGCAGAUCUUCGCCCAGAAGCUGCACCUGGCGCUGGCCAAGCUGAUGCUGCCGCUGGAGUACCUGGCCGUGUUCGCGCUGUGCGCCAAAGACCCCGUAAAGGAGCGGCGAGCACACGCACGCCAGUGUCUCCUCAAGAACAUCACCGUCCGCCGAGAGUACAUCAAACAGAACCCCCUCGCCCAAGAGAAACUGGUGUCCCUCCUCCCGGAGUACGUGGUGCCGUUCAUGAUCCACCUACUGGCGCACGACCCGGACUUCACCAAACCCCAGGAGUACGACCAGCUCAAGGACAUCAAAGAGUGCCUGUGGUUCAUGCUGGAGGUGCUGAUGACCAAGAACGAGAACAACAGCCACGCCUUCCUGAGGAAGAUGGUGGAGAACAUCAAGCAGAGCAAGGACGCGCAGUGUCCCGACGACGUGAAGGCCACCGAGAAGCUGUACAUCGUGUGCGACGUAGCUCUGUUUGUCAUCGCCAACAAGAGCACCGCGUGCCAUCUGGAGUCCCCCAAAGACCCCGUCAUACCGUCCAAGUUCUACCUCAUCCAGGACAAGGACUUCAAAAACGACAAAGACUACUUGUCAGCAGAGAUGAGACAGAUGCUGCUCACUGGGAAGCCUAAGCCCAGCCCGGUGCUGGGGGCCGUAAACAAGCCCCUCACGGUACCCGGGAGGAGGGUCUUCAUCAAGACCCCCACCGUGGGCUCGGACCCCGCCAGCAACGCCAGCACCAACUCCCAGAACAGCCCGCAGACCCUCAUCAAGAACAGUAACGCGGUAACAGAAUCGACGGAGGCCGGCGCCCGGGAGAACAACGAGAACCCCGUCAUCAAGAACGACGACGGCGGCAAGAAGGCGGAGGCGGGUCAGAACACGGCGCCCACGGCCACGCCGGGGGCCACGGUGCCCAAGCGGCGCGGACGCCCCCCCAAGUCGGCGAGCGUGGCGGCCAGUCCCGCCGGGGCGGUGGAGAAGGAGGUGGUGGUGGUGGCGGUGGCCGGGGCGGGGCGCGGCAGGAAGAGGCCGUCCGAGGGCGUACCGGAGGCCAAGGUGUCCAAACAGCAGCCCAAGGACGAUGGGGGGAAGAGAGCCAUCGCCCUGCAGAGGGGGGCCCACGCGUGGCCCUGGGAGGCUUCAGCCACGGAAGGAGAGCAGAGUGGAGAGAGGGAGCGAGUUGUAGUGCAGAAGAAUCCUUUCAGCCUUGGUUGUGGGGGCGAAACGGAGCGAGAGCUGGACUCCAGCCCAGAGUGUGCGAGCGUUGGCAGCAGGGCCACUGAGCUCCGCUGCCUGCGUCAGAUACGGAGCGCCGGCCAAGAGCUGGCCUCUCUGUUCAGCGAGGAGGAGGACUCCGCCGCCGCCAGUUCUGAGACAGGGCCCUCUCAGAGCGACCCAGGCAGAGCAGAGAAGGCAGGGAGCCUGAUAGUAAAGAGAUCCUUGAAGACAAGGAAACGGCGGGAGAAGGCUGUUGGACUGUCUUUUGACCACACACGCACACAAACACACAACCACACACACUACCACACAAACACACACUCGUCUGACUCUAAAGCUCCUCUGGAUUCCUGAUGGACAUUUCUUAAACAGAAUAUACAUGCAUUCACACAUGCCACUGAUAAUCUAGGUUUUUAACACCUUUUAGUCCUACGUUUGAAAUUUGUUGUAUGUAGAUGUUACUCUCAAAACAUGUAUUUUUUCCUUUACGUUCGUUGCUCUUUGCUUCUUUUGUGGAGCCGUUUUUAAGAAAAAAGGUUGGACAUUUUACAAACGUUUUAAUCUGGAUAUGAUUGUUGCUUAUUAAAUUCCCUGGGAAAAAGUUGUUCUUGUUGCAUUUGUCAAUUCAUUGAUUCCAGGAAACGUUUUUAUUUUCCUGUCAUCUUCACCAAUUCCACAAGUUUUUCCAAAUUUCUGACGUGUAAUGAAAAGUACCUGUGGUUAACUUGAGCAUCAGUUAACGCAACCAAAUGCUCCUGGCAUGGAAUCAUGCAUGGGGAACCUUGUUUGUCUGUAUCCAAGUUAUCAUUCUGUUAACUUCUGUAAUAUGGUUUGGGAAAAUGUUUAAGGCUAGUUUGAAUACUUCAGUUGCUAUAAGAGAUGCUAAGUAUAGCUGAAUACUACCAAGUAUUUACAAUAAAGAUCCUUAACAGCAAUCCAACGAAGGCACUCGAAAGUGCACAUAUUGGGCCGAUUAAUUCAUUUACUAUGCUGAAUUUCUUUGAAAAAGUAACAAUCACUGGCAUUGUACCGAAUUGUUUGGUUCUUUAUUGAAAAUACCCAUCCCUGAUCUAUAGAAAAUAUCUACCAAUUUAAAAAGAAAUGUAUGGGCUCUUAACAGACGUGACAAAAACACUGGUUUCUCAGGGAUUUUUUUAAUCAAAGAAACAUGACACUGUCACAAUAAAUAACCAUGCUUUGUACUGCUGUCGCUAGCUUCAAUCCAUUUAUCCCAAGGGAAAAAACAAGUCCCAAUUCAAAGGGUUCAGCGAAACCUUCCCAAUGCGUUGUCAUCGUGCAAGAUUGUACAUGGGAAGAGAGGAGCAGGAUUUUUUUUGUCCUUUCAAUUUCUUAUAAAAUAUAUACAGAUCCAGCCAUCCAUGGUGCACUUUAGUGAUGAUGUAAGGGCUCACGUCUAUUUACAAGUGCAGGAGAUGGCAUCUGUACACAACUACCUCUCCGACUACUGUUAUUAGGCUACUGGCGUCAGGUGUCCAGCUUUCAACCUGAAACCAUCCUUGUAAUGCGUGGCGUAUCUGUGUGUGGAAUUGGGGCAAGCUGAGGGAUUGCUGAGGAGGCCUAAAGGUUCACAUCGAUACCCCCUCCGAAUCUUUAUUCCAAGCAGUCUGAUACUAUUGACGCUAUUGUGCAGCUUGCUAGCUAUAAACUCCACCUUCAAAAUCAGAGGAAGUCCAGCCUCUUGUUCAGUAGGGUUAAAUAAUAGCCAUCAUUUGACCAUCUGUGAUAUUGUACAGUCACAGAAACUCAUAGGUUACUUGUGUUUGUAUCUAUAUAUAUAUAUAAAGCAUUCCCUUAAAUGCCAGACACAUGGUCCAUGAUUCCCUCCAGAUGAGUUUUGAAGAUGGAUGACAUUGAAAGUACCAGCUGGAUAUAUGUGUCUUGGUACAACGUCCGUCUCCAUGAUUUGAAUUGAGCGUGAUGGACAUGCAGCGACCGUCAUGGUAGCUGGAACUUGUGCCUACUGUCCAAACUGAUUUCUUUACAACAACUUUACUGGAAUAAACCUUGGAUUAUCAACUCUUGCCGCGUUCCUGUCUGUUGAGAACAUUAUGGGACUGGUCCGUAGCCUAAAAGGUGGAAGAUAAUCAGUUAAGCGUUAAGUAGUGUCCGGUAGCGGUUUGGGUCGGUCCUCAUGAUGACGAGUCUUUCAUCUGCAUUAAGAUUACGAAGCAGGCAGCCAACCAACGCAUUAUUCAGCAAAAAAAUAAUCCUAAUUCAGAUGACGGGUCGGUGAGGUUGUGGGAGAGAGCGCUUCCUGCUAACUACGUUUUUUUUUUUAUCAAAUCAUUGUCUAACAUGCAUUACAAGGUCAAUCGAUUAAAUAACUAAAGGGGCCGUCUUGGGGCAGAGAAGUAAGAUUAAGGGACAAUAAAAACGUCUUGAUAUAAUGUAAACUAGACAAAGUCCAUAUUUAAAAUAUUUUUAUAACAUCUUAUAAGAAAGAAAAAGUAUAUAACCGUUCAUUUUCAAAUGUACAGACUUUUCUCUAUUUACAGAUAUCGCGCUUCUGCUGUGCAUAUGUUAAUAUCAUAUUCUGCUCGUUUUCAUCUUGUGGGAUUGUAAAACAAAACAAAAAAUACCUUGUGAAAACAAGUUGAUCCAUACCUAACUACUACGCCAUCUCUUCACUCUCCACUGCAAAAACACAAAGCUUUUGACAGUUCCUAUUGGAUCACA